UGACAGCCGCCGACCCUACCACUCAGAACUGUCCGCUGUCGUCUGCUGACGCCAGGAGACUUAACAUUUAUCUACGAGAAGCAGGGAGAACUUUUUCAGCCUCGUUCUGGUGAUCUGAAGCACUCUCAUAACAUAGCUAGUGAUAAGAUUUAGACAGGUCAGGCUACAUAAACCCCAGUUAAGUUAGGAUUAGCGUUACAGCAGGUUUUUACAUCAACUGAGAUUUUGGAAAGAUACCUUCAACAUUUAAGGCAAUUAACUAGAAGCCAAUCAACUAAUAAGCAAGUAGCUAUUAGGCAAUUAUCAGGCAAUCAUCAAACAGGCAAUCAACAUCAGGCAAUCAACUAGCAGAGUAGCGUGGUUAGUUGUACCACAAUCUGUCGACUCAGCAUCUCUAUAACUCGCGUGUCCAGUGUCCAGAGGAUCGUUAAUUAGUAAUUAUGAUGACGUCAGGUUCAAUGUCAGUGAUGACAGGUGUCUUGGUGCUAGGGGUCAUCAUGUCCAGUGUCCAGGCGUGUUUCAUCAGGAACUGUCCGAGGGGGGGCAAGCGCUCCAUAGACGUCAUCAGCCACGAGUGUAUGCGAUGUGGGCCAGACGGUAAAGGUCAGUGUAUCGGCCCCAACAUCUGCUGCGGGCCGGAGUUUGGUUGUCACAUCUCCUCCAAGGAGACGCAGGUCUGUCAGCAGGAGAAUCAAGACGCGACGCCCUGUGUGGUCAGGGGGGCGCCGUGUGGGGCGGAGAACUCGGGGAACUGUGUGGCUGACGGGAUCUGCUGUGAUGAAGUAUCAUGUGCGUCCAACGAGCGCUGCAGACAGACAUCCAGCGCAGUUGACGGUCAGACCAAACGUAGCGACAUCCUGCAGUUGAUACACAAGCUUCUACAAGUGCGGGACUACGACUAACUGGCCAGAUUUCUUUCAAGCUAAAAGUGUUUUUAUUUCUUUUUGGCCUUUGAAAAAGAAGGGGAACAUUGUAACGGGAGAAAGGGAGUGUACCUGAUUAAAGAAUAUUAAAAUAUA
Physella acuta is the source of this 1019-nucleotide messenger RNA. RefSeq names its product conopressin/neurophysin. Gene Ontology annotation, cellular component: secretory granule; extracellular region. Gene Ontology annotation, molecular function: neurohypophyseal hormone activity. The record is from RefSeq and is a predicted model, not a curated record. NCBI's taxonomy places the organism in Eukaryota, Metazoa, Mollusca, Gastropoda, Physidae.